Suillus paluster is the source of this 3499-nucleotide messenger RNA. Its product is annotated as CHAT domain-containing protein. Gene Ontology annotation, molecular function: protein binding. The transcript has 5 exons. The coding region runs from base 215 to 3499 and encodes 1094 amino acids. The record is from RefSeq and is a predicted model, not a curated record. Lineage: Eukaryota; Fungi; Basidiomycota; Agaricomycetes; Boletales; Suillaceae.
CUGAGUUGUUGACAAGUCCUAGGUUGCGUAUUUCCCUCGCAAGUCCCAAGUGUCACAGGGCUUGUAUUUCUGCUCAUUCCCGAGAUGGGACAGUUGCUAUGUUGCUCCAAUAAAAUGGCAGACGAUGCAGAGGAGCGUCGAGCAGCUUUACAGCGCUGACCCCCUGGCCAUCCUCGACGGUCCACUUCUCUCAGUAAUUUUGCCAUAAGCCUUUAUGACAGAUUCCAGCAGCAGGGUGUUCUUUCCGACCUUGAUGAGUCCAUUGAACUCGAUCGAGCUGCACUGGGGCUCCGCCCCCCUGGCCAUCCUUAUUGAUCAACAUCACUCAACGAUCUUGCCAUCAGCCUUUGAGUCAGAUUCAGGCGGCGGGGCGUCCUGUCUGACCUCGAUGAGGCUAUUGCGCUCGAUCGAGCUGCACUGGAGCUCCGCCCCCCUGGUCAUCCUCGUCGAGACCAGUCUCUCAACAACCUUUCCCUCGGCAUUUAUAAGAGAUUUGAGCAGCACCAUUGAGCUCGAUCGAGCUGCACUGGAGCUCCGCCCCCCUGGCGAUUCUGAUCGAUCGACAUCUCUCAACAGCCUUGCCGUCAGCCUUCGUGACAGAUUCGAGCAGCGGGGCGUCCUAUUUGACCUCGAUGAGGCGAUCGGGCUCCAUCGAGCCGCACUAGAACUCCGUUCCCCUGACCAUCCUCGUCGAGACGAGUCUCUCAACAACCUUGCCAUCAGCCUUGGAAACGGAUUUGGGCAGCGCAGCGUCCUGAAUGACCUUUAUGAGGCCAUUGAGCUCCAUCAGGCUGCACUGGAGCUCCGUCCCCCUGGCCAUUCUGAUCGAGACGAUUCUCUCAACAACCUUGCCGUCAGCCUUGGAGACAGGUACGAGCAGCGGGGGGUCCUGUCUGACCUUGAUAAAGCCAUCGAGCUCCAUCAGGCUGCACUAGAACUCCGUCCCCCUGGCAAUUUGUGUCGAUCCGCGUCUCUCAGCAACCUUGCCAUGAGCCUUGGAGACAGAUUCGAGCAGCGGGGGGUCCUGUCUGACCUUGAUGAGGCCAUCGAGCUCAAUCGAGCUGCACUGGGGCUCUGUCCUCCUGGCCACUCCCUUCGAUCCGCGUCUCUCAACAACCUUUCCAAAACCCUUCAGGCCAGAUUCGAGCAGUUGGGCAUCCUGCCUGACCUUAAUGAGUCCAUUGAGCUCGAUAGAGCCGCACUGGAGCUUCGUCCUCCUGGGCAUUUAGAUCGAUCCGACUCUCUCAAUAACCUUGCUAUCAACCUUGCAUCCAGAUUCAAGCAGCGGGGGGUCCUAUCUGACCUCGAUGAAGCUAUUGAGUUCCAUCGAGCUGCACUGGAGCUCUGUCCCCCAGGCCAUUCUUUUCGAUCCCGUUAUCUUAACAACCUUGCUAUCUGCCUUCAAGAAAGAUUCGAGCAGUUGGGUCUAUCACCUGACUUGGACGAGUCCUUUAGGCUUUAUUUGCAACUAUCUGAAGUAUCCCAUGCAGUCUCUCUUAGUGAUCUUGUGACUGUCAAGUCAUGGGUCACCCAUGCCGAGCGGCUCCAUCAUGGCUCUGCAUUGACCGCCUACCAAACCACAUUAAGCUUCCUCGAUCAGCACGUUGCCGCUCUAUCUUCCUCCUCACGCCAUUUCGACGUGAUCAGGGAGACUACAUCAUCCCUUGCAAUGGAUGUUUUGUCGUACUGUGUUCGUCAUGGUUCUUUCGCGACUGCUGUAGAACUGGUGGAACAAGGUCGUGCAGUAUUCUGGACCCAGCUGGCACGCUUCCGCACACCACUGGAUGAACUUUUCGUGUCAGGUGACACCGGCGCAGCCUUGGCGGCAGAGUUCCAGCAGCUCAGCUUCCGCCUUCGCGCCGUGCUUGAUGUGCCUGCUGAAGACCAGUCCCCACAAAUCCGACAAUUAACUAUGCAAUGGAACGAUGUCAUCUCACGCAUCCGCACGUUACCUAGCUUCUCUCGUUUUCUCCUGCCUCCGCUAUUCCCUGAUCUCCAGAAAGCGGCAGAAGAUGGUCCGGUCAUCAUUGUCAACGCAAGCAAAUACAGCUGUGAUGCCUUGAUUAUCACAAGUGCCCGAGAUCCCAUUCAUGUUCCACUUUAUAUCACACAACUCGAAGUCUCCGAGUUGUCCUCCGAGUUCCAGUCCCUCGCAGAGAGUUUUGGUUCUUCUGAUCAUCAACUUCAAUUAUACGAGAUUAUCAGCAUCCUCCGCAAGCUUUGGGAUGAUGUUGUUGGUCCCGUGGUUCAAGUCCUUAGGGAGUUGAUUCACCCCGGUUCACGCAUCUGGUGGUGUCCCACCGCUGAGUUUACGCUGCUCCCUCUACAUGCAGCGGGGCCCUAUGAGAAGAAGAUCCAGAAUGUGUCUCAGUUUUACAUCUCCUCUUACACCCCAACUUUGGCGACACUGAUUCGGGCGAGACAGCAGCUUUCUCGAGAUGCAUCCAUGCAACGUUUUGUUGCCAUUGGCAAAGCAAACCCGGACAAAGGGAAGGAACUCCGAUGUGUCGCUCCCGAGCUAGCCGUCGCUCAGCGUCUCGCACCUGUCGUGUCAUUCACAUCGCUCGAGGACAGUGAUGCGACGGUGCAGAGAGCAUUCGAUGCAUUAAGACACAAUCAGUGGAUUCACCUGGCUUGCCAUGGAGUGCCAAAUCGAAAACACCCAUUUGAAUCUUCCUUCGCAAUGCGCGACGAGCCUUUAACGAUCAAGGAGAUCAUCCGAUCCCACUGGCAGAACCCGGAGUUUGCAUUCUUAUCGGCGUGCCACACUACCGUGGGCGAUGCGUCCAACCCCGAUGAGGUCAUCCAUCUCGCUGCGACAAUGCAAUUCUCCGGAUUUCGCAGUGUGAUAGGUUCUAUGUGGUCUGUCGACGACGAGGUUGCACGCCAGAUUGCAUCUGCUUUCUAUGACAAUCUGGUUGAUGGUUCAGGGAGAUUGGACUGCAAGCGCGCUGCGGCAGCAUUGCACAAGGCCGUGAAGUCGUUGCGCAAGAAGAUUCCAUUAGAACAGCAGAUCCGGCGAUGGACGAGAAAUGGCAGUAGAGCAGAGGAAGUAAUGUGGUAUUUUAUUGCGCUCAAUUACCCUGCCUUCCAUCACCGGACGUACUUAGCAGAGAUGUGUGGAGUCUAUAAGGGCACGCGAAAACGUAGACAAACGCAGGUGGACGAAGCUCGGGAAAUGCCCGAGCGAAUGCAUGCAGAUAUGACAAUUGUUAAUCUCGAGCAACUCACCAUUAAUAUUGUCAUCCCCGAGAAUCCUCUGGGCUUCCAAACUAUCGCUGUGCAGCAUCUGCUCGCCACCCUUGAACGUCAAACCGCAUGCUCACCUGUCAUUGCAUGUUAUCACUUCGACAUAUGGCGACUGCAGGGUGUACUAAAACAGCUAUCGGCGGCGACGUGUGGGGGUACUGAGAGUGGAACACACGUCUCCUGGAAGCAGUCAAGUAACAGCAAGUACUGGACUGAAUCUAAUAACUGCGGAAAGAACGCUGUCGCGUAA